CUUUAGCUGGCUACUUUCAUCAUGUCUGGCGGUAGGAAACCUAGGUCGGUGGCUAACCCUUUGGAUUCGGCAAUUACCACACCCAGCGAGCGAAUUUUGAGAGAAUGCCACAAUCUAUAUACCGACAGCGAGAACGGACUGGUGAAGAUUGCCAGCAGCCUUGGUCUCAGGUUGCUUCCACCUCGGAAGAAGAUCAUUGUGAUGAUAAUGGGGAACCACUCCGCUGGGAAAAGCUCCUUCAUUAACUGGUAUGUGGAAGAACACAUCCAGAAAACAGGAGUAGCCAUCGAAACACAAGGAUUUACUUUCAUCACAAGCGGCCGGAAAAGAGAAUCAUUGACUGGAAAUGCUACGCUCCACCUGUACCCACAUUUCCGUCCCCUUCUGGAGUUUAAAGGUGUCACAGACUACCUCUCAGCCGAAAUCUCUACCUCCAAGCAGAAGAAGUUCAGCUUGGUGACGUUUGUGGACACCCCAGGGCUGGUGGAUGGUGACAUGGUCUAUCCCUUCGACGUUAACAGUGCCAUCAUAUGGCUCGGGGAGCAGGCGGACCUGGUCUUUGUGUUCUUCGAUCCGAUGGGCCAGGCGCUGUGCAAACGCACGCUCAACAUCGUGGAGAAACUGAGCGAGAAGUGCGGAGAUAAGCUUCUCUUCUACCUCAGCAAGGCGGACGAGGCUGGGAAGGAGACCGACAGACAGAGGGUAAUGAUGCAGAUUGUACAAGAGCUUUGCCGCAGGCCGGGCCUGAACAAAUGUGGCUUCGAGAUGCCCACCAUAUACAUCCCAAAUCCACAAAAGCCUAGCCGCUGCGUGAACCAGAUCGACGGUGUCUGUCAAACGAUUGAGAAGACCAUCAACCAGGCAGUCCAGAAAACCCUGGACCAGCUGGAGAAGGACUGUGACCUCAUCUGCUCCACAAUUAGCAGCAAGCUGUCCCAAGACAGGGCGGAUGUGAGCUACAACAAGAGUACCCGCCUCCGCUCCUUCCUCUGUGGCGCCUUGGGCAUCCUGCUGCCUGCCCUCGUUAUCCUCAGCUUUGUGGUGAACACUCUCUCCAAGGAAGAGAUGGAGGGGCUGGUCGGGGAGGGGCUGGCCAGGGUGUUCACCUUCUCUGUGGUAGUGUUGGUGACUGUGUGGGACUGGAUACCUGAAGACAGCCAAAUAUUGUUUUUGAUCAUAUUCGGAGCCUUCUGCUACCUCCUUUUGUUCCUGGCCAAAUAUUUUGCAAGAAAAGGGAACCGCACGCUCUCCAAGAAAGAGAAGAGGAGCCUGGCAGAGUGCAGCGAUUACAUCCAGGAUGUGGUCAAGCCCAAGAAGUGGAAACUGUAUGAGGAGUACCUCCAACAGUGUGCUGCAGAGUAUGACUUCUAACUGGAAGCCAAUGCCACGCAAAGAAGUCUCUCAGAUGUUGUCUGAGCAAUACUUAAAAUUUCCGUUUACAAAUUGUUAGUCAUUAGAUGUGAGUGCAUGGCUUUAGCCAUAGCAGUAGCUCAAAGGUACAUGGCAAUAUUUCAGCGGGCAUUCUUCAAAACUGUACAGAGAUUAAAUUCUGUAUUUGGAGUCACAAUGUAAAUUGUUGUAAGGACAACAGUUACACAAUAUUGUGUACUCAUGUUAGCAAGUCCCUGUUCUCUAAUUAGUAUUACAUUUCAACGAACUUCUGUACAAUUUAUGUAAGGAAGCUAUUAAGUGCCUUCUAUAUGUCAGUAAAAUGUGAAAAGAUGAAAAUAUUUGAGCGCACAUAUUUGGUGUCACUUAAGAUGAGCAUUACAGACCAGCCAUUUGCAUGAUUUGUUGUAUGAUUUAUAUUGUAUAUGUGUAGCUUUUAAUUUAAAAGCACAAUAGGGACCUGCAAACGUGUCAGGAAGCUACAUGUUUAGAUGACUACCUUAACACCUGCAGCUGCCUAUUUUGCCUGUAAGGUAUUUUCUCUCUCGUCUGUUUGAAACCAGUUGAUUGUCUUGUGUUUGUGAAGUGUAAAAAUUGAUUUUCUAUGUAACUGACAUGGGUAGUGUUGAUACUGGAAAUGUACCUCUCACAAUCUUUUGCAGUCCAAUUCUGUGAUUCUGUUGAACAGUAAUGGAAUAGUUGGUGCCAGUGAUUUAUGUUCAGAGUAUUGUAGAUGUGUAAUACUUAGCGGAACACAGAUGAGGUAAUUUGCUCCAAAGCAUCAACUCAAUACUGUAACAGAAUCAAAGAUAGCAAGGGCACAUAUGUUUUUCCUGUCCUUUUUGUCCUCCAAAAGAUGUGAAUAACCAGAACUAUAUUUCACAGGAACCGUAUCCAAUUGGUAGAAUUUUAUGCUGUGAAAACAAAAAUGAGAUUUAUAUUUAUUAUGAACUGUGACAUCACACAAACUGUUGAUCUUGUCUAAUGGUUUGGUUUGUUGAAAACCUUGUGCUGACACUCUUUUAAACACCAUAAACCCAGUUGCAAAAACCAGAUGCUGCCUUCACUAAAUGUAUAGUAUUUUGGGACACUCCCACGUGCUAGAUCUGCCAAAGCUUGAGGAACCUCAUGAAGUCUCUGUUUGCAGGUGUUUUCUUUACCUUUUCAUAGAGAACUCCUGCCGUGGUAGGUUUAGCACUUUUAUUUCUGCAUGGAGUGGCGUGCCCAAAGCAAUCUGUGUUUUGCCAUCUCAGAUUGCUAAAUUGUCAUGUCAUGGUUCCGAUGCUUGUUCAUGCUCUGAGUCUGGAAAAUGGUUAAGGUUUAGAAUUUUUUUUUAAUCUUA
Megalops cyprinoides (Indo-Pacific tarpon) is the source of this 2731-nucleotide messenger RNA. RefSeq lists its product as uncharacterized. NCBI's taxonomy places the organism in Eukaryota, Metazoa, Chordata, Actinopteri, Elopiformes, Megalopidae. Gene Ontology annotation, molecular function: GTPase activity. The coding region runs from base 22 to 1371 and encodes 449 amino acids. The transcript is spliced from 12 exons. The record is from RefSeq and is a predicted model, not a curated record.